CUUUUGUAAGUUGCACGUUAAUAGUCCUGCACUCCCACGCGCUACAUUAGGCCCCCUUCAUUGUCGACUCGGACGGUCGAAUUUGCGAGAAAAUUUACAUCGGCGAUAUAAAUACAAUGGAGACGAUGGAAGUGGGUGAUUUGAAUUUCGAUGAACGGCGGGCUUUCUUGCCGAACAAAAGUUGCCAAAACUUAGAUGGCAAGUAGAGGGAGUUUUUGUUGAGGUUAUGUUAACUACCGAUUCGAAAAAAUUUGGAUACAACUUCUAAACAAUGAUAAGUAUACUUUGGAACGAUUUGUUGUCUUCAUAUAAAGAGCAUCCGUGAUCUUUUGAAUGUUUUAUUUUGCAGUUUACUUUUUUAUUUCGGAUCUUUUAAUUUGACGGCUUAACGCUAGAGGGCAGUAAAAACGGAAUAUGCUGCGCGCUUCGAUUAGCGCUCUGUUUUGUUUUGGAUGGACUUCAAACAUUUAAAAGGAAGAACAAUUGAAUUUCGUUUAAAAUAUGUCUGGGAAAAGGAAAAAGUUACACAUGUUGCUGCUGAAUUAGGUGUAGGAACAUCUACCAUCUUUGACUGGAAAAAAAAAAACAGAAAGGAUGCUGAAGAUUUUUGUGCUAAGAUGGUACAUUGAAGAAGUUGAAAACGGCAUUCCUAUACCAGGGCCUGCUUUGACAAAAAAGGCUCUUAGCCUCAACAAGAUGUUAGGUUGUGAUAAUACUUUUACUACAAGCACAGGGUGAUUAGGAAGAUGAAAAGCAUGCCAUGGUAUAAAACUUAAUUUUAAUAGUCCACAGCAAUUAGUGUUCAAGGACAAGGAUGAGUCAGAAUGUUUAUUGAUACUAGAUGACA
Molecule: messenger RNA, 847 nt
Organism: Megachile rotundata (alfalfa leafcutting bee)
Lineage: Eukaryota; Metazoa; Arthropoda; Insecta; Hymenoptera; Megachilidae
Gene: cag
Product: cag
Source: RefSeq, a predicted model, not a curated record